CGGGUCUUAUGGGGGUGGGGAUGAUGCGUCCCACAUCGCCCGCGGAGUACAUCCUAGGUUAGUGUAUAAGGCUGGGUUCAGUCCUUCCUCUACGAGCUAGCUUUUGGGGUGAAGUUAGGAGUCUAGUCCCUUAUCAUUUAGUAUUAGAGCUCUGGCUCUAUAGGGUCGGUGUCUCAUGGGGUUCUUCAGAACGCCGACUGAGGCAGUUGAGUCUUAUGGGUGUGGGGAUGAUGCGUCCCACAUAGCCCGCGGAAUACAUCUUGGGCUAGUGUAUAAGGCUGAGUUCAUUUAUUCCUCUACGAGCUAGCUUUUGAGGUGAAGUUAGGAGUCCAGUCCCUUAUCAAGAGCCAAAUCAAAGUAUUGAGGUAAGUUCUGUUAUCUUAGUUUAGGAAUUUGAGUUUUCUAGUUGCUGGAUUUCCUUUGGUGUUGUCUUAGUACUUGAUUUCAUUUUAGAUCUAAACUUUUUCUCUUUGGAUAUUCUUGUUGUUUACCACGUUUUUCUAGUUAUCCUUUUGAUUAAUUCAAGAUUGUAAUUUUUUUCUCUUUGUUUGGCUUUAGAUUUGUUUAAUCAGAUCUGUUUUAAAAAAAAAUGGGUAGAAUAUUUUGACUUGAUUUGGGAACUUAUUGACAGCCUAUCUCACACUUAAUUAAAGACAGAAUAUUUGAUUUGAUUUAGGAUCUUAUCUUAAGAAAAUAUAAAGUCAUUGCUGGAAAAGUUAAUUAUUUUUUUAGGAUAGCCUAUAUUACACUUAUUUGCACAAGCAUGUACUUUUAGAGUUAAAAUUAAUCAACUUAUGACAUCAAGUGAAUCUGGUUAUCACUAUAAUUCUAUGUCAAAUCUGAAAUUUUGUUUUUAUUGCUUGCUUACUUUGUUUGCGUAGAAUUAAAUAGGUCCAUGUUUAGUUUGCUUUGUGGUGAACUAAAUUCAUCUAUUAUAUCUAGAGUUCGUCUUCUUUGAUUCUAGUUUCUUAAUUCUUGUAUGCUAUCUUUGCUUCUUUACAUUGUUAGGGUGUAUUUGCUUGUUUACUAUACUGUAAUUGCUAAUCAAGUAGUACAUUGUUCCUGUUCUUGUGCUACCAUUCGAUUUCGUUGAGUCUUUCCUCUCUAGAAUUGUGCUUGCUUUUCUUGUUAAGGUUUUAUUUCCUUGAGUUUUUAAACGUACUUUGAGAUUAGUUGGUUGGCAUGGAAUUUUGAAGUACAAUUGGAGGAUUUGCAAAGAGUGGUAAGGAGUGUAAACAUGUGAGGUAGUGUUUUCUUCACUUUAACCUUAUUUCUUUGUGAUUACUUCUUUGAGUACUAACCAUGAAUACAGGAAAGUCUGGAGAAACUAGUGGGGAAGGGAAUCAACUUCAAGAUCCCCAAUUGAAGCUCUUUAUGGAAUCAAUUCAAGGGCAAUUUAGAAGCUACAACAAUUUCCUCCAAGAUAUGAGAGAGGAGUUGCAGGAGAUCAAAGCCGCCCAAAGUUCAAAUACUACAAGAGCUCGUAUAAAUAAUACUCCACCAACUAGAUUUCAAAUUCCUAACGAUGAUGAGGUCGAUAAUCUUGAAGUUAGUACAGUUGAUGGUGACUUGGGAUCCAUUAAAAUGAAGAUUCCGGAGUUCUAUGGUAACAACAACGCAGAAGAAUAUCUUGAAUGGGAAAGGAAGGUUGAGCAGAUCUUCGAGUGCCAUCAUUACUCGGAGGAGAAGAAGUCUCACCUUGCAGCUAUUGAAUUCAAGGGGUAUGCAAUGUUUUGGUGGGAACAGUUGUUGUUGAAGCGAGGAAAGAAGGGAAUGCGACCCGUUUCGCAAUGGGAGACUAUGAAGGAAUUAAUGCACCAGAAGUUUGUCCCUGCUCAUUACUUUAGGGACUUACACAACAAAUUGGCAAGAUUAGUGCAAGGAAACAGUUGUUGUUGA
Jatropha curcas is the source of this 1899-nucleotide messenger RNA. NCBI's taxonomy places the organism in Eukaryota, Viridiplantae, Streptophyta, Magnoliopsida, Malpighiales, Euphorbiaceae. The record is from RefSeq and is a predicted model, not a curated record.